AAAAGAAAUGAUGAGCCAGACCCGGCUUUCUCAUUACAGAUAAAAAUUUAUCCCACAUCCACCCCUCAAUACGAACCAACUAACUAACGACUCAAGAAAGACAAGCUCGCGAGCAAAUGUUUCUUAUGACCAGUGUGCUGUGCCAGUGAGUCAAGAACACAUCGACCGACGCCGGUGAAUCAUUGCCUCAUCAUCUCCUUCUUUCCUAAAUCAUUAGCAAAAUAAUCAGCAACAAAUUGUGAGUACACAAACAACUUUGCUUCUCGACCUUCAGCUCAUUUAAAGCCGAAAUAUUCCAGCGGAAGCAGCAUCAGCCAAUUCUCCAGCGGAACCACAAGCCUUGCAAAAUGCCCAACACCGUGUACACCGAGGACAGCACGACCUACAAGUUCUUCCCUGUGACCAAGCACAGUGUCAGAGUCAACGUUAAGGCGGCCAACGAUGCUCAUAUUGCUUUGUCGACACAACAGGGCUCUCAACCCAUGAUUGAGAUCUUUUUGGGAGGAUGGGAAAACUCUAAGAGUGCGAUUCGUUUCAAUGACGAGAGGCCCAACAAGGCUGAAGUUGACACUCCUUCUCUCCUCUCGUCGGAUGAGGCCAAGACAUUCAUCGUGACAUGGACUGAGGAUGGACAAGUUGCCGUCUGCCUCGAGGGAGCUUCUGAGGCAUUCAUCACCUGGAAGAAUGAUCAACCGUACGAGAUCCGAUACUUCGGAGUGCGAACGGCAUGGAGUGCAACAGGAGAUUGGAAGAUUGAUGGAAUUCGGGAUGUUCAUACCGACACAAGUUUUGAUUACCAGUGGUUCCCUGUGCAUGGUGCUCAACUGGACUUUUCCGUGCAGGCCAAGAACGAUGCCCACAUUGCUUUGGCAGGUGGGCCCGAGGCAGCCAAACCCUUGUACGAGAUUUUCUUGGGUGGGUGGAAUGGCACGAAAUCAGCCAUACGCUUCAACCAAGAAAAACCUGAUGUCGCUGAAGCUCCUGGCGGUGUCAGUCGCGAUGAGUUCCAGAGGUUUUGGGUGCGAUUAAGCCACGCAGCCAUUCAGGUUGGGCGUGAUGGUGAGACGGAACCUUUCUUGUCAUGGGCAAAUCCCGAACCAUUCGUCGUUUCUCAUUUCGGAAUUCGUACUUCUUAUGGCUCAGAUGGCAAUUGGAUUUUGGAUGGCGGAGUUGAGGGGAACGAGGUGAUUUCGGAGGAGCGACCCAAGCGCGACCUGCCCGAAGGGGUUCAGUGGGUGGAUGGCAGUGCGGGAUCGGUUCCCGAGGGGGCCUUCGCAGGUGGGGAGGACGGAGGCAGCCCCCUUUACGUUGCUCGAGCCGAACACGAGGGUGCAACUAUUCCUGGGAAACUUUUGGCUGAACAUGGCGUGGCGUACGUCCCUUGGGGUGGAGCAGAGAACGCCAAGGACAACUACCAGGUUUUGGUAGUUUCUCCUGAUGCGGUUAGCUGGGUGGACGCCAGCGGAGAUGCCGUUCCAGCCAAUGCCAUUGAAGGAGGAAAAACCGAAGAUGGUGAAACUCUGUACAUUGGCCGUGUCCUUCACGAGGGGGCUCAAACGGUGGGGAAAUUCCACCCCAGCCAUGGCAAAAUGUACAUCAGCUACGGCGGAGAAGAAGUGGGCUACGAAGAAUUCCAAGUUCUUGUCCAAAACUAAUUCCCUGCGUCUGCUUCAGCUCCGAAUCUCGGACUAAAUAUUUGUAAUUCUCAAAAAUAUUCCUUAAAAACCAUUUAUGAUGAUAAUUGAAAUGUUAAAUGGUACAGAUUUAACUAGAAGUUGCAUUACUAGAAUUUUAAUCGUUUGUGGUUCACAUAUUCGGCAAGUUUAUUGAGCUUUAUAUUUUGUACUUGAAUUUUUGCUUUCAUUUUUUUCCACCAAAUUCAUUAACAUUUGUGAUAUUCCAGCAAUAAAAAUUGCAACAGUAGAUUUGGCUGACAAUCUAAUAAAGUAUGUGCAUCAAAGACUUUCACUUUGUGAAAGCAGUAUGGAUUGCGUGUUCAGAGUAUUCAAAUAUUUGUUGCAAGCGAGAUCGAGUUUGUAAGAAAGAAGAUUGUUAUGGGAAAGGCUUUAAUUGGCUUUAAUAAAAUUGGUUUAAUUGGAUUCUGUUA
Messenger RNA from Folsomia candida, 2107 nucleotides. RefSeq lists its product as uncharacterized. The record is from RefSeq and is a predicted model, not a curated record. Lineage: Eukaryota; Metazoa; Arthropoda; Collembola; Entomobryomorpha; Isotomidae. The transcript is spliced from 9 exons. The coding region runs from base 348 to 1655 and encodes 435 amino acids.